Molecule: messenger RNA, 3306 nt
Organism: Chrysoperla carnea
Lineage: Eukaryota; Metazoa; Arthropoda; Insecta; Neuroptera; Chrysopidae
Gene: Elk
Product: potassium voltage-gated channel subfamily H member 8
Exons: 17
Coding region: 64-3306 (1080 amino acids)
Biological process (GO): regulation of membrane potential; potassium ion transmembrane transport
Cellular component (GO): membrane
Molecular function (GO): voltage-gated potassium channel activity
Source: RefSeq, a predicted model, not a curated record
CAGCAAAACGACUAGUGUUUUUCUCUUAUUCUAGGUACAACAUUUAUUUGAACAACGUUCCCGAUGCCUGCACGAAAAGGACUUUUAGCUCCACAGAAUACAUUUCUCGAUACAAUAGCAACACGUUUUGAUGGCACUCAUAGUAAUUUCGUUUUGGGAAAUGCACAAGUACCAACUUUAUAUCCAAUUGUAUACUGUUCAGAUGGAUUUUGUGAACUUACUGGUUUUGCACGGGCACAGAUUAUGCAAAAAGGAUGUGCAUGUAAAUUUUUAUAUGGACCAGAUACGAAGGAUGAACAUAAAACACAAAUUGAUAAAUCGUUAGAAUGUAAAAAUGAAUUAAAAUUAGAAGUAAUUUUUUAUAAAAAAAAUGGAACUCCAUUUUGGUGCUUGCUUGACAUUGUGCCAAUUAAAAAUGAAAAACGGGAGGUGGUUUUAUUUUUGGCAUCACAUAAAGAUAUCACACACACAAAAAUGGAAGAAAUGUCUAGUUCGGAAGCGUAUGACAGUGACGCUAAUGGUAACCUGGAUCCUGAAGCACCACCAGCAAACUAUGGACGACGCAGAAGCAGAGCUGUAUUGUAUCAACUGUCCGGCCACUACAAACAAGACAAAAUCAAAACGAAACUCAAAUUGAAUAAUAAUCUAUUAAGUUCAUCGGCUGCACCAUUACCAGAAUAUAAAACAUCGGCAGUGAAAAAAUCUCGUUUUAUUUUAUCACAUUAUGGAUAUUUUAAAACAUGUUGGGAUUGGUUAAUAUUAAUUGCAACAUUUUAUGUUGCAAUUGUUGUACCAUACAAUGCAAGUUUUAUUAGUCAUGAUCGACCAUCAAUGAUUAGUGACGUUGUUGUUGAAGCACUAUUUAUAAUUGAUAUUAUAUUGAAUUUCCGUACAACAUUUGUAAGUAGAAAAGGUGAAGUGGUAUCGAAUUCACGUUUAAUUGCACUUAACUAUGUCAAGAGCUGGUUUAUUGUUGAUCUACUUGCAGCAUUACCAUUUGAUUUACUUUAUGCAUCACAAGUUUAUGACGGACAUGGGCACAUUCACCUUGUUAAAUUGACUAGACUAUUACGACUUGCCCGUUUAUUACAAAAAAUGGAUCGCUAUUCACAAUACAGUGCAAUGAUCUUAACAUUGUUAAUGUUAUCAUUUACAUUGGUUGCACAUUGGCUAGCAUGCAUUUGGUAUGUGAUUGCAGAAAAGGAGCGACAACAGUUUCCGAAGAAUCGCAUUGGGUGGAUUCAUACUUUAGCUGAGCGUUUAAAAAUAUCAGUGAAUAACGUAUCACAUAGUGAAUCAUAUAUAACAGCUUUAUAUUUUACAUGUUCAAGUUUAACAAGUGUUGGCUUUGGUAACGUCUCAGCAAAUACAACUUCAGAAAAAGUAUUUAGUAUAUGCACAAUGUUAAUUGGAGCAUUGAUGCAUGCUGUGGUGUUCGGUAACGUAACAGCUAUCAUUCAACGAAUGUAUUCACGACGAUCAUUGUACCAAACUAAAUGGCGUGACUUAAAAGACUUUCUUACGCUUCAUCAAAUACCCAAAGAGUUGAAACAACGUAUGCAGGAUUAUUUUCAAACGAUGUGGUCCCUGAAUCAUGGUAUUGAUAUUCAUGAGACACUUAAAGAGUUUCCAGAAGAAUUACGUGGCGAUGUCUCAAUGCAUUUGCAUAGAGAAAUCUUACAAUUACCAAUAUUUGAAGCAGCUUCACAAGGAUGCUUAAAACUACUAUCAUUGCAUAUACGAACAAAUUUUUGUGCGCCAGGAGAAUAUCUAAUUCAUAAAGGAGAUGCACUCGGAUACAUUUACUACAUUUGUAAUGGUUCUAUGGAAGUUGUACAAAAUAGUAUGGUUGUUGCUAUACUUGGUAAAGGUGAUUUAGUUGGCAGUGAUAUAACAAUGCAUUUACAACAAUAUGGUAACAAUGGUGGCGCUGGUGUUGGAGGUGGUGGUACACAACAAUGUGGUGGAGGUGGUGCUAAUAGUGAUAUAAUUGUAAAAUCAAGCAGUGAUGUUCGUGCAUUAACAUAUUGUGAUUUAAAAUGUAUAAAUAUACAAGGUCUAAUUGAUUGUUUACGAUUAUAUCCAGAAUAUCAACAAGAGUUUGGUAAUGAUAUUCAACAUGAUUUAACGUAUAAUUUACGUGAAGGAUAUGAAGCUGAGCAAGAGUCGGAAAUGAAUGGUGUUAUGUCAUUAACAUUACCCUCAAUUAGUGAAGAUGAUGAGAAUGCUCCGGAAGAGGGUGAGACAUCGCCCUUAUCACCGAAUCGUUCACCAUUACAUGCAGCAUCCACAGUAUCAACUAACAGUCCACGACAUGCUAAAUUUAAUCUCAGUCGACUUGAAGAAUUACGGGGAGAAGGAGGUCGACGAGGACGAGCCGGUUCUUUAGCAUUGGUACGUGAACGUGUUGAACGACAACGAAGUGUAGUGGUACCACCACCUUUUUAUGAUCGACAAAGUGGCACACCUCCCACUAGUUCUUUAGACGGAUUAAAUCUCGAACUACGUGGUGAAGUUGAAUUAACUCGAAAUAGUGUUGAACGACUUGAUACACAAGUUUCAACAUUACAUCAAGACGUAGCGACACUCAGUAUAGAGGUUCGUAAUGCAAUACAAGCACUGCAAGAAAUGACCACCCCAUCAACAUUUGGUUCAGUGUCAUCACAUUAUCCAGCACAUUCAAAUCCGAAUUUACAACAGUUUCCAGCAAGGAAGCCUAUAUUAGAUGGUUUGCUAGCUCGAAGUUCAUCGCAACCACCCGAUGUAUUUUGCUGGGACGAAAGCUCUCUACACUCAGAAAUUUCAGAAAUGAAACCAUUCAAAAUGAUUCGCACUGUUGAAGAUGCCAACACUCAAACAGAUGAAUUCAACACACAAUAUAUCGAAGAGUAUGUGUUAAAAAAUCCUCGCCACAUUUUAGAAUUAUUAGGAUUAGCCCCGGAAAGCUAUGUAACAACACUACCAGCUAAAAUUGACGAAGAAGAUGAAGAAGAAGAGGAAGAUGAGGAAGAUGAAUUAAAAGAAUUAUUAAUAAAAUCACCACCUGCUCCGGAAAUUACAAAGAUUUCACCAACACAAAAUAGCAAUUCAUACACGAAUAAUGUUAAACAUAAUAAAAAUGAUGUAGAAUUGGGAUUAUCGGAGGCUAGUUGGAUAUCAAAACAUGAAAACAUGUGGCAAACAAAUCAUAUACCAUCACAUAGAUAUAGUGCAGGAGAUGCAGAAAAAUCAACACUUUUAUACAAAACGGAAAAUUCUCUUCCAUCUACACAUUCUAUGAAAUUUUAUCCAUCAGAAAAAAGCUGA